GGUUACCUUGUGUGGUCAUUUAAGUGUUCAGACAUGGUCGUGCUUUACCUUUUCUAAUUUCAAAGGAACCACAGCAAAAGGCCACCAUGAGGUUUGAGAACAUCCUUGCCGACAUCAAUGGAUUUGGAAGAUUUCAGGUCAUGAUCAUCGUGAUCAGCUUCAUCGGACGCUUCACAUUGCCGUGCCACUUCAUGCUCAACAACUUCAUAUCGGCGGUUCCUGCACAUCACUGUGACAUCAGCUCUCUGGAUGAUGGAGGUAUUUUUGGGAAUUUAUCAGAGGCGGAGAAGCUUGUUGUUGGUAUUCCAUUGCAGGACGACGGGACUCCAAGCUCCUGUCAGAUGUUUGCAAAACCCCAGUAUCAUCUGCUGUUCAACUCCUCCAACACGACCGAGCUCCCCACUGUGUCCUGUCAGAAUGGAUGGGUGUACGAUAACACCACCUUCAAAUCUACUCUGACUUCACAGUGGGACCUGGUAUGUGAUAGCAAAGGCAAAAACAAGGUAACUGCGACCAUCUUCUUCAUUGGAGUGAUGUUUGGAGCUGUGACCUUUGGAAGUUUGAGUGACAGGUUUGGCCGGAGGAAGACGCUGCUGGGGUCCUAUGUGUCCGCAAUGUUGUUUGCUUUCACAAGUGCAUUUUCUACAACCUAUGGGAUGUUUGCGGUGCUGAGGUUCUUCACCGGCUUCUGCAUCACUGGCAUCAUCAUUGUCUCAGCAGUGCUUAGUGUGGAGUGGGUGGACGUUGAGCACAGAAAACUGGUGGCAGUGGUGGACAGCUUAUCAUGGACAUUUGGAAUGAUAUGUUUUGCUGCCAUUGCGUACUUUGUGAACGACUGGCGAUGGCUAAUUGUUUGUGUCACAUCACCUCUGAUCGUGGCCCUCAUCACCUGGAGGUGGAUGCCAGAGUCGGCUCGGUGGCUCAUUGCAAAUGGAAAGCUGGAGCAAGCUCAGAUGUAUUUGACAAAAUGUGCCGAAAUUAACCAGCGAGAGAAGUUCAUUACUACACUUAAAACGGAGACAUUAUCCACAAUUGUUGUGACAGAAAAAAGAGACCGAUCUUAUUCCUACAUCGAUCUAAUACGAACAUCCAAGAUGAGGAAAAUGGCCAUGAAGACUGGUGUAUUGUGGUUUUGUGUGGCAACCACCUUUUAUGGCAUCAGCUUCAACCUCACAGGCUUUGGCCUCAAUAUCUACCUCGCUCAGUUUGCCUAUGCUUCAAUUGAGCUCCCAGCCAAACUAGCAGUGUACUACUUACUGGAUAAGGUGGGAAGGCGAAGCACCGAGGUGGGAGCUCUGCUGCUGGCGGGACUCUGUCUCGCUAUCAACAUUGUGGUACCUAAAGAUAUGUCUGUUGUCAGAUCUGUGGUAGCGGUCAUUGGAAAAGGGUUUUCAUCAGCAUCCUUUACAACUGUGGUUCUCUACAGCACUGAGCUCUAUCCCACUGUCGUGAGACAGAAUGGCAUGGGCUAUAACUCCUUCAUGGCUCGGUUUGGCGUAGCUGUGGCUCCACUGAUCCUCUUACUGGACGACAUCUGGAAGGAGCUGCCACAGGUUGUCCUGUGCUCUAUAGCUCUCCUUGGUGGGAUAGUGGCAAGAAUGCUGUCAGAGACACGCAACAGGUGCCUGCCAGAAACCAUAGAGGACGUCGAACAGAAGUAUAGUCAACAGACGCUGACGGGAGAGAAGAUCCAGUCAGCUCAUGAGUGAAAAGUGGUUUGUUUUAAAAAUAAAACUGAAUACAGAAAAAACAUGUGAAUUAAACUUUUGUAGGAAAAUGAUGAUUGCUGAUAAAUACUGAAUGACUAUAGGCCCAAUAACAUUGGGGUAAAAUUACUUUACACCAAAGUCAGUCAAUUAUAAUCAGGGAUCUUUGUUUAACUAUAAAUAGAUUUGCAUGUGUGAUAGUUUUAAACCUGAUAAACAGUGUUUUAACAAUGUUUUGUUUUGAAUCAUAUGAACAGUUAUUUACUUGAACAAUAUCGUAGUACAAAUGUGGAAAACUAGAAUUACCUCAGUGACUGUAUACCUCCAGUAAAUAAAUGAUACACAGAUUACAUAAA
Solea senegalensis (Senegalese sole) is the source of this 2062-nucleotide messenger RNA. RefSeq names its product solute carrier family 22 member 7-like. The record is from RefSeq and is a predicted model, not a curated record. Gene Ontology annotation, molecular function: transmembrane transporter activity. The transcript has 9 exons. Bases 87 to 1709 code for a protein of 540 amino acids. Gene Ontology annotation, biological process: transmembrane transport. NCBI's taxonomy places the organism in Eukaryota, Metazoa, Chordata, Actinopteri, Pleuronectiformes, Soleidae.